AUGAAUCUAAAGAACAAAAAGAAAAUUCCCAAAAAAUUGCAGAAAUCGCUUCAGGAUUACCUCGCGAAGAUCAAGAAGCCAACGCCGCAGAUUCAAUUUCCUAAUCCCCAAACUUUUUCGUCUUCAAAAAGUUGGAUUCUGUCUGGUUGUAAGCAUCCGAAGACCCUAUCGUUCGCUAUCGAUCAGAAGGAAACCGACGGCGUUGGUAACAAUGACGACGCCGCAGCAACGCUCGCCGAUGUCGACCGAUUUCUCUUCGAGAACUUCCGAUCGUUGUACCUGAAAGAGGAUGAAGAUUGUGUUGAGAGAAAAGUAGGAGGAGGAGGAGGAGGAGGAGGUCGAGAUGGAAAGAAUCACAGAGGAGUUUCACCUGAAUCGCUGGUUGAUUCUUACGAUGGAUCUCAUCGAUUCUUCUUCUCCCCUGGCUUAUCUGAAUCUCUUCCGGACGAUUCUCAAGCAGAAUCGUUGGAAAAUGCCGGAUCGAGUUCUUCGUCUUUGAUCUCUGAAGAUCGAGGCAAGGAUCCGAAACUUCCGAGCGAUUGCAUCGUGAUUUUGAGACGGUCGUCGAAUCCGUCAGAGGAAUUUCGUCGAUCGAUGCAAGAGAUGAUGGAUGCUCAUUCGAAACAACAUAAGAAAGUCGAUUGGGAGUUUAUGGAAGAGCUUCUGUUCAGCUUCCUAAAUCUGAACGAUAAGAAGUCGUACAAAUACAUACUAAACGCUUUCGUUGAUUUGAUAGUGAUUUUGCGGCAGAAGGCGGAGGAGGCUCCAACGAAGCCGCAAACAGUGCGAAGCGUGAGAAUGGUGAGGAAAAUGCUGUGAAAUCUGCUACGGAGAAGGACGUUGAAAGUGAAAUCAAAGAUUUCAUAGAAUAAUAAUCGACUUUGAACCUGAAUACACAGAGAAGUGAGGGAAGAACUGUUCUGUGAUUCUGCAACUUCAAAGGAGAUGAUGGUAAACAAAUGUAUUCUACAUUUUUCUGAAGUAAAUUCAAACUCUGUUUCCGAAUCACAGUGAACAUAGAAUUUGGAAUC
This is a messenger RNA of Cucurbita maxima (winter squash), 1031 nucleotides long. RefSeq names its product transcription repressor OFP14-like. The record is from RefSeq and is a predicted model, not a curated record. Bases 1 to 819 code for a protein of 272 amino acids. The transcript has 2 exons. Gene Ontology annotation, biological process: negative regulation of DNA-templated transcription. Lineage: Eukaryota; Viridiplantae; Streptophyta; Magnoliopsida; Cucurbitales; Cucurbitaceae.